UCCGCCCCUCGCCUCGCUUCACCCUUCCAAAUUCUGGGGCUUGAGCGUCCGGGUUUGGGCGGGGACGCGUAGCUCGGGUCCUAGGAUGCGAGGGCCAUUUCUUUCCGGGCGAGGGCCAAAUCCUCGGGAAGCCGAGCCAUCUCGUCCAUCUUCUUUCCCCAAACGGGGCGCAGGCCGUGGUCACCUCCCUAAGAAGUUCCGAAGAUCCGGUCACGCUGCCCCUCUCAGGUGCCGAAAGCCAGCCUUUCUCAGGCCGCUAGGAAGAUUCCUGACUAUCCACUCGUCCGGGGUAUCUGAGGGCAGGAGCUACGCCAGACUUGCGGGAUAGGCCAGUGGAGAGUGCCCGCCCCUGACCUCCUGACCCCCGCGCGGACCCAGACUCUGGCGCCGCACAUUCCCCCGGGUCAGGCAGGGCGCAGUCACGCGCGCAUUUUACUUGCGCUCACACACGCGCAAGGCUUACGCGCUCCCCGCACACCUGCGCUCCGCCCCUUGGUCCAGGGCGGGCAACGGGAGAAGGCAUUUGGGGACCUAGGGCGGUUUCGGAGGCGCCCCCUAACUCCUCCGUUUCCCAGGACCCGAGUUGUCCGGAGGCUGCCGCGGCUCCCAACCAACCCGCAUCCUCCGCAAUCUUUCCCUCCCCCCGCCUGCGGCGGCACCGGUAUCCGCAGCCACAAGCCCGGAGCCGGUGAGGCAGCGAAGGGGGGAGGGGGAGGAAUCAAGGGAUGAGCUCCGGGAGGGCGUCGGGGGCCCUGAGCCGGACUAGGACGCCCCUGGAGCCGAAACACCAGCCGGAGCCGGAGCCAGAACCGAACCACCGCUGCAGCCCCCUAAACCUAGCAGGCGCCCUGGCCCGUGCUCGCCCCCCAGGGCCUCAUGUCGGAACCACAGCCUGACCUGGAGCCACCCCAACAUGGGCUAUACAUGCUCUUUCUGCUUGUGCUGGUCUUCUUCCUCAUGGGCCUUGUAGGCUUCAUGAUCUGCCACGUGCUCAAGAAGAAAGGCUACCGCUGCCGCACGUCUAGGGGCUCAGAGCCUGACGAUGCCCAGCUGCAGCCCCCUGAGGACGAUGACGUGAAUGAGGACACCGUAGAGAGGAUUGUUCGCUGCAUCAUCCAAAACGAAGCCAAUGCUGAAGCCUUGAAGGAGAUGCUGGGGGACAGUGAAGGAGAAGGGACAGUGCAGCUGUCGAGUGUGGACGCCACCUCCAGCCUGCAGGACGGAACCCCCUCCCAUCAUCACACAGUACAUCUGGGCUCUGCAGCCCCUUGCAUUCAUUGCAGCCGCAGUAAGAGACCUCCACUUGUCCGUCAGGGACGCUCCAAGGAAGGAAAAGGCCGUCCUCGGCCUGGGGAGACCACCGUGUUUUCAGUGGGCAGAUUCCGAGUGACACACAUUGAGAAGCGCUACGGGCUACAUGAGCAUCGUGAUGGUUCCCCCACGGACAGGAGCUGGGGAUCUAGUGGGGGGCAGGAAUCAGGUGGUGGUCAGGGGUCUGGGGGAGGGCAGCCCAGGGCAGGGAUGCCUGCCAUCGAGAGGCUGCCCCCUGAGGAGCCACAGCCCCAGGCCCUAGCUGGCUCCCCAGUGCAGAAUGGAGGACUCAGAGACACCAGCCUAGUCCCUUGUGCACUUGAGGGGAACCCUGGAGCCUCUGCAGAACCAACAUUGGGGGCCAGAGGGAGGGCCCCAAGUCUGGGGCUGCCCAGUCAAGAAGCAAAAAGACAGCCAAGCAAACUGGACACUUCAGAUCAUCAGGUAUCUCCACCACAGGGAGCUGGGGGUAUGUGAGUCUCAUUCUUCAAUGUGCUGAUGGACUACCAGCCAGCAGGGCCAGUGGGUGGGUGGGCAUGAAGGCCCUCCCCUCAACUGGACAGCACUGCCCCUCAGUUGAGGGACCAGCUCUACUUCCACCUGGAGUUGCAUGGUCUCAGGCUGGGGGACCUCAGGAGAAGACCCCUCCCUGGCCCCUCAGUCUCUUUCCCCUUCCUCUACCUGCCAACAGGCUGCCUGGCCUGCCUUCCCAACACCUCACUCCACAUGCUAGAGAGUGGCAGCUGAGGCCAGGCACCUUGCCCUUGGUGGACCCCAAAAGCAAUAGCACCUUAGCGCCCUGCCCUCUUGGCACUAGAGGCCCAAGUGCUAGCUUGGCCUUCGUGCCCUUUAUUCACUGUCAAUAAAUCCGCUCAGACCAUUA
This is a messenger RNA of Castor canadensis (American beaver), 2194 nucleotides long. It is a transcript of the gene Rell2, whose product is annotated as RELT like 2. Gene Ontology annotation, biological process: positive regulation of cell-substrate adhesion; positive regulation of p38MAPK cascade. The record is from RefSeq and is a predicted model, not a curated record. Lineage: Eukaryota; Metazoa; Chordata; Mammalia; Rodentia; Castoridae.